Mangifera indica (mango) is the source of this 2497-nucleotide messenger RNA. RefSeq lists its product as uncharacterized. Lineage: Eukaryota; Viridiplantae; Streptophyta; Magnoliopsida; Sapindales; Anacardiaceae. The record is from RefSeq and is a predicted model, not a curated record. The transcript is spliced from 10 exons. Bases 141 to 2276 code for a protein of 711 amino acids.
CGGCUAUUUCUCUCCAACGGAUUUAAAUUCUUCUCUCCUCGGUUGCUUCACUCACUCACUGACUCACCCUAGACAAAACCAGUACCACUUUUCACUCACGCUCCUUCGCCAAACCCUCUUUCGCUUUCUCUCUUAACUCCAUGGACGAAGACAUUCAGAUCGAAGGCGCACAAUCUCUCGGAGACGACUUCUACGAGAAGAUCGAAGCCCCCAAGUUCGUGGACCUCACCGCACCUGAUCGGCACCGCUCUUCAUCCGAAGAUCGCUACUGGUUUUGCCUCCGUGUCGGGUGUGACCAAAAGCAUGACGAAGAAAUGGAUUCUGAAGCGAUCUACAAGAAUUUUGUUCUUCGGGUGAUGGCUGCGAGGAGUCCAAAUGUUAGACUUCGGAAAGCCCUCUAUGGAAAAAAUUCAAGUGCAAAUGUGAAAUGCCCACUUACAGUUCCGGCAAAACCUUCAAGGUCUAGAGUGUCAAGAUUGGCACUGAUCUCUUCUAUAUCUCAAAAGAUGGUUGAUGGUAAAGUUAAGGGCAGAGCUCUUCCUAUGCACAGUGAAACGCCAAUGGGGAAGGAAAAGCAAUCAUCUGUUUUAGUCAAGUCUCUGACAACUCCACGGAACAAAAAAGGCCUCUCGAAUCAUGAUAGAUUUCGAAGUGUUAGAAACCCAAAACCAACAACCAUUGCAGUGCCAAAGAAUAAGAUUGUGGCCAAGGCUCUGGUAUUUCAUUCACCUAAGAAGACAGUGAAGAUAAAGACUUCUGCAGACUUGGGUUCUCGUAUGAGAACAAUAUGUGCAGGGAUGAAGAAGCUUGAAAUAUCCAGCUGCAAUAAACCACUGCCUGUAGACGCUUCAAGAAAACAAUUUAGAGGCCGAGAGGUCAAAAGCCGGGUCUAUGAUUCCUUGCGUUCUCAAAAUUGCCUAACAAGGGAAGCCAAAUCUGCAAAAUGUUUAAAGAAAAAGGAAAAAAAUUUACUGCCGUCCAGCAGUUCGGCCCCCUAUGAACAGAAUGAAAAUGACUCUAGUGACAUGGAGAUUGAAGGGAAAUCAAGAAACGGUUCUCUUGAAGUAUGCUCAACAUCAGGUACUUCUAAGAAUAAUGAAGACAAGGAAUGUUUGAUAACUCUGACGACUGAGAAUAAAGACCAAGUUGUAUCAGGCACCUCAAUAAGUAAUACAACCUCUAUUACAAAUAGUGGAGAGAAGAAUGAAGGAGGCCACGAUAUUGCAGACUUCCCAGCUCCAAGUGAAGAGGACGGUAAGAUGAAUGCAGGAAGCAGUGUUGAGAGCCAAAUUAAACCAACUCAAGAGGAGAGGGUCAUGAAUGAUGAAAAUGAAAAUGCGUCUAAUGAUAAAGAAAAUGCACGUGAAGUCAUGGACAACAGUGAUGACAAGGAAAAUGCUUCAUCUUCUGACACAAACAGAAAAAUGGAUAUGAAAUCCAGCCAUAUGGACAAAAAGAAACCUCUUGGCCAUCAUGAAAAAAAGCAGAAAAGCAUUCGAACGGUAGUGAAAGGAAGAGGCAAGACAGAUAAAGGGAACUCCACUGCUGCUGUCACAUACGCUGAAGGGGUGAACUACAGAAAACCUAAGCUGACAAAUCCCAAGCCAUUUAGGCUAAGAACUGAUGAAAGACAAAUUCUUAAGGAGGCAAACUUGGAGAAGAAAAUACAUCGUGAUGAACCUCUGAAAGAAAUCACAAAAAUUACGAAGUCCCCUCAUGGACACUUGCAGAGAAGACUUCAGAAUGCAGCUGCCCAAGGAAAUGAAAAGUCCAUUGAACAAAGUGAAAAUACUAUUGCUGCACGUGAAGGCAGUGAAGUGGAACCAGAUAGAACACCGAAGAAUCAACCUCGAAGAGUGGGAGCAUCUUGCUCACAAACUCGAAAAGUAGUACGCACUAAACAGAGACGUAUAGUUACAGAUUCAGAACAGGAAUUUUGCCAAGAUAAGGAGUCCAAUACUAUAUCAGCUGAUGGAAGCAUCAAAAGGACCAAGUAUAUGAAACCGCUUGCAAGGACUUCUGGGACUGAAUCAAGUAAGAAGGAGUCGAUUAUGUUUCGCUUGGCACCUGGUCAACUUGGUGUAAUAAAGGAAUCAUCUCCUACAAUCUUAAGGACCAAGAUAGUAGCAAAAGCAGUGGAAAAUGGUGCUUACCCUGCAAUCAAAACUCUUACUCCUACAACAUCGUUACUGGGAAGAAAACCUACAACUCCAAAGGAACCACACUUCCACAGUGUCCAUGUUCCAAAGAGUUGCGUGAAGAGAGUAGUAGCAUAGGUCUUUCACCUCCUUGGUUGUGUGAUAUGUUGUUUUUUGUUCAAUUGUUUAUUGAAUUAGAAUUGUUGUUUGAUUUGUUUUGUUCAUUCUUCAGCUUCAAAGGAGCUUUUUAGCUGAGUUCCUUUAAGUAGUUGUACGUUGUAACAUCAGCAUUUAGCAAGAUACAUAUUCGUGUAAUCAGUUAUUUACGAUUUUACGAGAGAAUUCUGGUUACGCGAUGA